Molecule: messenger RNA, 1470 nt
Organism: Monopterus albus (swamp eel)
Lineage: Eukaryota; Metazoa; Chordata; Actinopteri; Synbranchiformes; Synbranchidae
Gene: entr1
Product: endosome associated trafficking regulator 1
Exons: 10
Coding region: 102-1052 (316 amino acids)
Biological process (GO): positive regulation of protein localization to cilium; positive regulation of cilium assembly; regulation of cytokinesis
Cellular component (GO): centrosome; early endosome; recycling endosome
Source: RefSeq, a predicted model, not a curated record
GGUCUGGUUUUGUCCAGCAGAGGACUUGACAGUAUGACCCAUAACCGAGAAGUACUGCGGGGUACCUAAUCCGCCGGUCACCCGUGCACCUGUGUGUCGUCAUGUCCAAACAUCGGAACUGUGCCAAAACUCUGAUCAUCGCCGACGAUGAAGAGGUGGGGGCUGAGGAGCUGAACCCGUUCUCUUUCAGAGAGUUUCUACGCUGGAAGGAGCAGGACCAGGACCAGGAGGAGGACCAGGACCAGACUCUCAGUAAGUCCAGCAGCUCUCCUAGGCUGUUCGAUGUUGGGGGCUUGACCUUUGACCCUGGGGUCAGGAGCUGUUGCUUCUUUGACCCCUCCCUGGCACCACAGGAGGAGGAGGAGGAGGAGUGGGGGCGGAGCUUCCAGUCAGGUAUAGGCAACACCUCCUCCCUUUGCGCUGAAGAUGAGGAGAAGGAGACCUGGUUCAUAUCCAAACCUGACGUCCAGCGCGGAGGAGGCGGAGGAGGAGAGAACUAUGAAGGAGAUGAUGAGACCUCCAUGGCUGAGCCAGUGGCCUCCUGCAGAGGGAGGAGCUGCCAGGUGCAACAGCUGCAGGAGGAGAACCUGUUGCUGAGGAGAACCGUCAGCGAGCUGCAGAGGAGAUCGGAUGCUGAUGAACAUAGGCUGUCAGAGCUGUCAGAGGAGCUGCAGCAGAGGAGGCGUCAGGAGGAGAAGGAGGCUCAGGACCUGGAGGGCAUGGUUCACUCUGUGGAGCAGAACCUCCACCUGAUGACGAAACGAGCAGUGAAGGCAGAGAACAGCGUUUCCAAGAUGAAGGUGGAGCUGCAGCAGCUGCAGGUGGAGGUCAACUCCCUGCGGGCGGAAAACGAUCGUCUGAAGGCAGCAGAGUCUCAGGUCGUCAUGACGAUGAGACAAAAUGUUCAGGUGGCGUCUGAGUACCUGAACAAGAUGUCAUGCCACGCCCACUCCUCCAUUCGGUCAGCACCUGCCAACAGAGUUAAAGUCGGGCCAGCUGUUGGAGGAAGCAGAGACUCUCCGCCUGGUCUGUCAGCUGCUCCAGUCCAUUGACAAGAUCUCCAACCUCAGCACAGAGGCAUGAACUCUUCCAGAGCUGCUGUAGGUCCACAGACCAGCACAGCUACUCUAGACCUCCAUCUAGACUUCAGACCUCUACCACUUGUCUGACAGACAGGUGGGCAUGGUUGUCAUGGAAACAGUCCAGAAAGGUCAGAGGCCGGCAAGUCUCAGUCAAUCCACCAUUUUUUUUCACAAGUGUUUUAUUCUGAAAGGAGGACUCACCUGUGCUGAGCCUCUGAUGACAGUAGCUGGACGACAUGGACAGGUUUUUCAUCCUGAGGACACAAACACAACGAUCAGUGACGUCAUCAGAGUAAAUUUUGUUUCUUAUUUACAAUUAAUCUAAACCUGCCCCUUGUUGUUUUCACUCUGCAGCUGUAACUCGCUUCAUAAUAAAAUGUUAAAUCAA